GGGCUGGCAGGAGGGCACGGGGCUGUUCCCGGUCGGGAAACCGAGCCGGGAUGAAACCUCUGGCAAACGGGAGAGAAAUCCCUGCCACGGAGCUCCUCUCUGCUGCUGGGUGAGAGAUUCAGCAUCACUGUGGGAGGGGAUGGUGUGGGGCACCCUGAAACGUCCCCUGGGAGCUGCAAGGGGGGAAGGCAGCACCGGGAGAAGCUCCGUGCACGGGAAGGGAAAUGAGGGAGUUCCCGCUGGAAAACAGCCGUGGACAGCAUUUCCAGGAGGGAAAGUGUCAGUCGGGAUAUGCACAGGAGUGACACACCGGUGUGACACACCAGGGUCACACACAGGGUCACACAGCAGUGUCACACACCAGGGUCACACACAGGGUCACACACCAGUGUCACACACCGGUGUGACACAGCAAGGUCACACACAGGGUCACACACCAGUGUCACAUAUCAGUGUCACACACAGGGUCACACCCUGCUGUCACACCCCGCUGUCACCCCCCAGCACGCACACACCUCCCAGGGGCUGGCACGCCCCACCUUUCCCCCUGCCGUGCUUUGUCCUGGCGCGGUGCCCGAGCCCAGCCAGGCCGGGCUCCCGCGGUGCCAGGCUGGGCAGGAGGGGCUGCAGCCCCCCGGGCCCUCCGGGAGCCCCGCGGGGUCCCUGUCGGAGCCCGACGGCCCCGGGCUGCGGAGCCAGGCGUGCGGAGGUGCUGGGGAUGGAUGCCGCGGGAGUCACGGACAAAGAAGGAUCUCGAAAGCCCGGCCCCGCUCCCUGCCAGCAGCCUCGGCUGCCGGAGCACGUCCCAAGCCUGUCCCUCCACGGGGGUUCGAUGUCACCCCCUCACGGGUGCUGGAGGGGGUUUGCCCUACAUGGAUGGGGACGGACGGUGCUGGGUGGGAGGAUGCUCCGGGCGGCCUCGGCCCUGUGGGGCUGGCAUGGGGGGCAGCCUGGGUGCUGUGGGGGCAUUUCCCAGCCCACAGUUGGAUUUUGGAGGAUGGCACGGCGCCCUCAGCAGUGCCCCAGGGUGGGCAGAGGGGGUGGCAGGGCAGGAUGAGAGGGAAGGGCUGAGAGGUGCAGCCCAGCACGGAGCAGAUUUUGAGGUGGGCACAGUCUGAUAACUCGGGGGCAAGGACCCCCUGGCCGGGCCCAGGCCACCGAGUGCCCCUCAGAGGGCAGGGACGCCCCUCGGGGGGUGUUUUCUGCAGAGUUUUCCCAGGGGCUGGUGCCGGGGGAGGCGGGAAGGCCCCGGGUCGGCGGGGACAGCUGGCAAACCCUGCCCACCGCGGGCAGCGCGUCCCCGCCCGGGAUGGGAGCCGGGCUGCAGACCGUGGACAAGCUCCUCGUCUUUAAACUGGAGUCAGAUUCCUCCCUGCUGGCUCGGGGGGCAGGAAACUGUGCCCAGGAGCAGGUGAGGAGGGACCCCACUCUAACGAGAAGGAGACGCAUGAAAUUCGCUGGUUCCACUCGCCCCAGCAGGCAGCCGGGGGCUUUUCCACCCGACGCCUUUUCUUUCUCCCUCUUUUCCUCGCUCCCUCUUUUAUUUUUUCACAGGGGAAGGAGGAUUCCUGGUGUGUGGCCCCAUCAGCCAUGGGCAAGCCAGGGAUCACCCUGAGCCCACGGCAGUGAUGAGGGCAUGAGGGCACCCUGAGCCCACAGUGGGUCACGUCCUUGGGGCGAGAAUUUGUGUGUCCAAAACAUCACAUCCAUGUGUCUGUCAGCAUGUCCUGGUGUCCACCCUCAGGUUCUCAUGUCCACCCUCAUGUCCUGGUGUCCAUCCUCACAUCCUCGUUCCAUCCUCACAUCCUCAUGCUCAUCCUGAUGUCCUUGUGUCCACACUCACCUUUGUUUCCA
Molecule: messenger RNA, 1854 nt
Organism: Prinia subflava (tawny-flanked prinia)
Lineage: Eukaryota; Metazoa; Chordata; Aves; Passeriformes; Cisticolidae
Product: cadherin-related family member 5-like
Exons: 2
Coding region: 140-1057 (305 amino acids)
Source: RefSeq, a predicted model, not a curated record